This is a messenger RNA of Pristis pectinata (smalltooth sawfish), 3440 nucleotides long. RefSeq names its product LON peptidase N-terminal domain and ring finger 1, like (gene lonrf1). NCBI's taxonomy places the organism in Eukaryota, Metazoa, Chordata, Chondrichthyes, Rhinopristiformes, Pristidae. Bases 170 to 2368 code for a protein of 732 amino acids. Gene Ontology annotation, molecular function: protein binding. The transcript has 12 exons. The record is from RefSeq and is a predicted model, not a curated record.
GACCAGGAUGUUAUGAAACUUUUGCCGCAGCUCUUUUGUAACUGCACGGCGCGGCCCGCCCCCUUCGCCAGCCUCGGCCAAUGGGCAGCGGCGCUCGCAGUCACGCGGCUGCCGCCCGGUCCCCUGCUCGAGGGCGCGCGCGUUCGCUCGCCAGUCAGUUGGUCGGGACAUGUCGGGCGGGCGGAGCGGGGACGGCGUCUUCCCGCUGCCGAGUGAGGGGAGCUGGGGCUGUUAUUGCUGCGGGGGCCGGGUGGUCGACUCGGCGGCCGUAGAGACACCCUGGGAAUGCGGGGGGUUUGCCACUGCGGCGGCAGGUCGGGUGUCGGCCGAGCGGCUGCGGGAGGUGCUGGAGCGGUGCUCGCUGGCGGCGGGCUGCGGAGCCGUGCAGCUGGGCGGCCUGGUGGACUGCCUACUGCUCGGCUUCAAACGGCGAGCGGCGGGAGGCCCGAGCCCCGCCGCCGCCGGCCGCCUGACCCAAGCCAGGGACCUCCUGGACUGUGGCGGCUGCUGGCAGUCACUUGCUGACCCGGUCACUCUGCGCUGCGGCCACACCUGGUGCCGGCUGUGCCUCCUCUGGGAUCCCCGGUGCCGGCUGUGCGGCGAGGAAGCGGCGGCGGCGCCGGGGAUCGAGGUGCGGUCCCUGCGCUCCAACGUGAUCCUGUCUCAUCUUAUGGCCAAGUGGUUCCCGGCCCAAGUGAGCCGUGCUCGGGACAACAUCAGACUGGAGGAGUUGCUGGCCGAGGGUCGUUACCCCGAAGUGUUGGCCUUAGUGGGACAAGGGGAGUUAAAACCCAAUGAUGUUGCCUUACUGAGCUACAGGGCUGAAUCAUAUGCUGGUCUUCAGCUAUUCGAAGAAGCAAUGGAAGAUGUAGAAGCAUUGUGUUCAAGAAUGCCUGCUUGGCCGGAGGGAUACUUUAGAAAAGCUAGAGUGCUGUAUUCAAUGGGUCGAGUUGAUGAAGCCAUACAGUCAUUUCUUCAGUGUUUGGCUUUGGAUGAAAAUUUUACUCCAGCAAAAGUACAAUUGGAAAAGAUUUUAUCUUAUUUGUUGUCACCUGGUCCUGAGAAUGUCAAAGAAGAAUUACUGCACAGUAGGAAUAAAGAUUUGACAGUGCAAUUGUCUACUGCUGUUGACUGCUGUAAAAUACUGUCAUAUUCAACCAAGCUGAAAAAUGAAAUAUCAAAUGCAUCAAACACUGCGAAGGGAGAGCGUGUAUGUCUGAAUCAGACAGAAUUGGUUCAGUUGCCACAUUCGGUGGGGAAGACUGUUGGAUUGAAAAGGAUUUCUUCAGCUCCACUACUUUCAAGCCAAGAGAAAACGGUUAACAUGAAAAGAAAACUGUCUUUCAGUGAUCAGGAAAUAAGGGAUGCUGUCAAUUGGAAGAAUAAAUACCAAAAGCAGGAUACCGAACAACUGUGCCAUUCAUCAUGUUCUGAGAGUACAAUACCAAAAGAUCUGAUAGAUGCAUCAGAUUUUGAAUGUCCUCUUUGCAUGAGAUUGUUUUUGAAGCCUAUCACUACACCGUGUGGCCACACCUUCUGUAAAGGCUGUUUGGAACGAAGUUUGGACCAUAGCCCUAUGUGUCCACUAUGUAAAGGUAGUCUAAAGGAAUAUCUUGAAAGUAGGAACUACAGUGUUACCUGUAUAUUGGAAGAAUUAAUUGCAAGGUACCUUCCUGAAGAAUUGUGUGAAAGGAAAAGGGUUCAUGAUGAAGAAACUGCUGAACUAGUUAAUUUAACCAAGAAUGUUCCUAUUUUCGUAUGCACAAUGGCAUAUCCUACUGUGCCUUGCCCGCUUCAUGUUUUUGAGCCACGGUAUAGGCUUAUGAUUCGAAGAUGCAUUGAUACGGGUACAAAACAGUUUGGAAUGUGCAUCAGUGACCCACAUAAAGGAUUUACUGACUAUGGCUGUAUGUUACACAUAAGAAGCAUUCACUUCCUUCCUGAUGGGCGAUCGGUUGUGGAUACUGUUGGAGGAAAUUGUUUUAAAGUUUUGGAAAGAGGACAAAAAGAUGGAUAUUACAUUGCCAAUAUUGAAUACUUAAAAGAUGUAAAGGUCACAGGAAAGGAGCUGGGUAAGCUGGUGGAUCUUCAUGAUGAGGUAUAUUUACAAGCCUGCAACUGGUUUCAAAACCUGAAGAGUAGAUUCCGUAGUCAAAUCCUCCAGCAUUUUGGACCAAUGCCAGAGAGGGAAGAAAAUAUACAGGGACCUCCAAAUGGACCUGCUUGGUGUUGGUGGCUUCUAGCUGUUCUUCCUGUGGAUCCCAGAUACCAGUUAUCUGUGCUGUCCAUGACAUCCUUGAAAAAUCGCUUAAUUAAAAUUCAGAAUAUUUUGACGUAUUUCUCCAGUGCAAGAUAUCAACCCAAGUGAAAAUCCAAAUGGACUUUAUUAAAAGAUCACCUAAUUUUCUUGAAUGACUAGCUACGUUUUCAUAUGGCUCAGAGUAAGAAAGAAAGGAAAUGUAAAUAUGCUGUAAAUGGGAAGAAAACCUGUCAUUUAUUUUCGGCCAAGAAAGGUUGUAAUAAACCAUUUUUGAAUGGAUGUAAUUCCAUGAUAUUUGUAUUUUUUUUUGAAGUUGUACCAAUUUGGAUACUGCUUGAGUGAAUUCAAUACUUGUAGGUAUGUCCUGAACUCUGAGCAAUAUAGUUAUCAUAAACUUGAAUGGAUAUAUCUGAUUUGUUGGAGCCUAUUCUGACCUGACUGAAUCUUGUUAAGUGGUGGCUCCAUGUGUUCAGGCAGGCCUCUGCUAUUUGCCAGACUGCUUCCUUUGUUACGCAGUCAACUUGUUGACCAUGGGAGCUUUCCCAAUUGCCCUUAUCUGUUGAUGCCAUAUGUCCACUUUGAGGCCAGAGUAAUUGUAUAAUGGUCAGAAGGAGGAACUCUGGCUGGAUUUGUUUCUCCUUUCUUGUUGCUAUUCAGUAAAGUAAGCAAGGGAACAAAACAAGGCAUCAAUGAUUUAUUACCCCAAUGUGCAAACAAUGCAUAUCACUAGGAUUCUAGAUUCUCUUAAUGAUACCUUUUGACAAAUACAAAAAAACUAGAAUGUAUCACUGUGCUAUGCAGUUAUAAUUGUUUCAUUACUUAAGGUUUUAAUUACAAUAAAUAAGUAACUAACCUCAAAAUGGCUGGAUGCUUUUAAGAUUUGGGUUUAUAUAAAUUCAGUAUAGCUUAAAUUUAGCUAAUGUAUUUGUUUGCUUAUAAGUGAACUAUUAAGCUGUUUUUGUUUUAAAAAGCGAAAUUCUGUCCACUGGUUACAGUACACUUGGUCAUGUGAUGGUUUGUAUUUUUGCUCCAUGAGUUUGUAAUUUUCCAGAUUUUAAAUGCUGACAUAGUGUAAUUAUGCCAGGUGUUGACUUCCUCAUCUGUAAACUACUUGUAAAAGAUUUCUACAAAAUUCCAUCUAGCUUGUAUAUUUUUGAAUAAAAUGUCAAAAAUUAGAAAA